This is a messenger RNA of Histoplasma mississippiense, 2496 nucleotides long. Its product is annotated as pre-mRNA splicing factor syf-1. The coding region runs from base 1 to 2496 and encodes 831 amino acids. Gene Ontology annotation, biological process: generation of catalytic spliceosome for first transesterification step; mRNA splicing, via spliceosome. Gene Ontology annotation, molecular function: protein binding. The transcript has 4 exons. The record is from RefSeq and is a predicted model, not a curated record. Gene Ontology annotation, cellular component: post-mRNA release spliceosomal complex; Prp19 complex; U2-type catalytic step 2 spliceosome. NCBI's taxonomy places the organism in Eukaryota, Fungi, Ascomycota, Eurotiomycetes, Onygenales, Ajellomycetaceae.
AUGGAUCUGAAUUUUGCUAAUCCUUUUAAGGGGAAUGAUGAUACUGUCUAUGAACAAGACAUUCUGCGCGACCCGCACAGCAUUACGCCCUGGCUGUCUUAUAUUGAAUUCAAGCACCAGCAAGGCAAUUCCUAUGAACAAGCCUUUGUCAUGGAACGGGCUUGCAGGCAACUGCCCAGGUCAUAUAAAUUGUGGAAAAUGUAUCUUGAAUUCCGUAUGAAGCACCUCAGAGGUCGGAAUCCAUCGAUUCAUCGAGCGGAAUAUCUCAAAGUCAAUGGCCUAUUCGAACGCGCUGUCAUCCUCCUCAAUAAGAUGCCGCGAAUAUGGGAGAUGUUUCUCACAUUUCUACUUCAGCAGCCAAUGAUCACACACACCCGCCGGACUUUCGAUAGGGCACUACGCGCGCUACCAGUUACUCAGCAUAAUCGGAUUUGGAAGCUUUACAAGGCCUUCGCUUACUCAGCGUCUGGAGACACUGCGAUAAAAAUCUGGCGUAGGUACAUGCAAGUCCAUCCCGAGAACGCCGAAGAAUAUAUCGAUAUCUUGGUUGAGAUGGGUAAAUACACCGAAGCCGUGAAGAAGUACAUGGAAAUUCUAGAUAAUCCUAUAUUUCAGUCGAAGAACGGGAAAAGCCAGUUUCAAUUGUGGACUGAUAUGGCUGAGCUACUUGUCAACAAAGCAAAGGAUAUUGAAGUCGGCCCUGAGAUUGGUAUUGAUGUCGAUUUGAUCAUUCGCAGUGGAAUCGAUAGAUUCGCUGACCAGAGGGGAAAGCUAUGGGCUGGCUUGGCUACCUAUUGGAUUACCCGCGGAAAUUUCGAAAAGGCGAGAGAUAUUUUCGAGGAAGGGAUCACAACCGUUAUGACUGUUCGGGAUUUUACUCUGGUAUUCGAUGCCUAUGUGGAAUUUGAAGAAUCUAUCAUAGGACAUCUGAUGGAGGAGGCAGCUUUACGAUCUGACCAGGGAAAAGUUGAUGAGGCCGCCGAUUUCGAUCUAGACCUUCGAAUGCUGAGAUUUGAACAACUCAUGGAUCGCCGACCUUUCCUCGUCAACGAUGUGCUUCUCAGACAGAAUCCCAACAAUGUGAUCGAAUGGAGUAAACGUGUAGCGCUGUGGGGUGAUAAUAAAGCCGAAAUUGUUCAAACAUACACGAAGGCCAUUGCAACUAUCCAUCCUAAGAAAGCCCAUGGCAAGUUCCACGAGCUUUGGGUUAACUAUGCGAAAUUUUAUGAACAGGGUGGAGAUCUCGAUACAGCUAGGGUAAUUAUGGACAAGGCCGUCAAGGUGCCUUUCAAAACGGUGGCCGAACUGGCUGAAACAUGGUGCGAGUGGGCUGAGAUGGAAUUGCGCAGCGAAAACUUUGACAGAGCCGUGGACAUCAUGGCAAAAGCGACACAGGCUCCAAAGCGAUCUACGGUAGACUACUUUGAUGAAACUCUCUCACCCCAACAACGGAUCCACAAGAGCUGGAAGUUGUGGAGUUUUUAUGUCGACCUUGUCGAAAGCGUUGGGACUCUCGAAGAAACGAAGAAAGUGUAUGAACGUAUUUUCGAACUGCGAAUUGCAACACCACAAACGGUCGUUAAUUAUGCGAACCUCUUGGAAGAAAAUAAUUACUUCGAGGAGUCUUUUAAAAUUUACGAGCGGGGCCUUGACCUCUUCAGCUACCCCGUUGCCUUCGAAUUGUGGAAUCUAUAUUUAACCAAGGCUGUGGAUCGCAAAAUCUCAAUCGAACGAUUACGAGACUUGUUCGAACAAGCCGUUGACGGAUGCCCACCCCAGUUUGCGAAGCCUCUCUACUUGAUGUAUGGCAAUCUAGAAGAAGAAAGAGGGCUUGCUCGACACGCCAUGAGAAUAUACGAACGCGCAACUCGUGCGGUCGCUGACUCCGACAGAUUUGAAAUGUUCAACUUCUACAUCACGAAAUCGGCCUCCAACUUCGGAUUGACAUCAACGCGCCCUAUCUACGAGCGCGCCAUCACAGCGUUGCCGGACAACGAGGCAAAGGAAAUGUGCCUCAAAUUUGCUGAGAUGGAGCGUCGUCUGGGUGAGAUUGAUAGAGCUCGUGCCAUUUACGGCCAUGCAUCUCAGUUCUGUGAUCCGCGUACCAAUGCCGGGUUCUGGCAAAAAUGGGAGGCGUUCGAAGUUCAGCAUGGCAACGAAGAUACAUUUAAGGAAAUGUUGCGCAUCAAACGAAGUGUCCAGGCCCAGUACAAUACCGACGUCAACUUCAUUGCUUCACAAGCCAUUGCUCGUAGCAAGCAACUUGUCAAAGACGCUGCGGGGGCUGAAGAGGAGGGCCAAGACCGUGCUGAUGCGAUGGCAGCGUUGGAAAGACAAGCUCGAGCACCCAUGGGUUUUGUUCCCGCAAGCACCGGACCGGAAGGAGGAAACAGGCCAUUGCCUACUAAUGGUAACAAACAACAAGAACAACAGCAGCAAGUUCCUGCAAACCCUGAUGCUAUUGAUCUCGAUGAAGACAUGAAUGGAGAAGGUUAA